Molecule: messenger RNA, 2109 nt
Organism: Ostertagia ostertagi
Lineage: Eukaryota; Metazoa; Nematoda; Chromadorea; Rhabditida; Trichostrongylidae
Source: the annotation of a GenBank genome assembly
AUGGCUGAACCUCAGUGGUCGAAUGGUUUCAACCAAAACGUCUGGAAUGGUGUACCCACGGGACGCAUGGAUCAUUCUGUUAGCAAGCCGAUAAUGGUAGCUAACUCGAAUACAAGUCAGGCUGCUUCACCGCAUUCCGAAUCAUACGGCCCAGGGGUGCUCCAGAUGGUAGUCGAUAAUGUGCUGAGUGGAUCACCCGCAUCUGCCAAUGCAAAAUUCGGUCCACCAAGCACGAGAGGAGAAGUUUCAUUGCGUAUCAUCGAUGGAAAAAGUGAUGAGAAGAGGAAUGACGGAGCUCCCAUAGGGCUACCCAUACCUUAUGCUGUUCCUAUGUUCAAUCAUUCUGGUGUGGAGACGCAAGGGGGCACUCCGGAUUUCCAGAUGGCUCCUUUUUUGUUUCAAGGAGGACAUGUGAUUGGUGGUAACACAACUAUGCCAUUUUCGUCCGGAUCACCUGCUGCACAUGGCUUCGGUUAUGGAGCAUGGGGGGGAAUGUAUCCUCCACCUCAUCAGGCUCCGACGACUUCUUCCAGUGAUGAUUGUCUGAAAAAGGGAGGAGGUAUGCCUAUUGGUGGUCCAGGAGGUAUGCCGUCGAAUGUGUUUUCGACAUCACCGCCAUUCCCAUACCAGAACGCUGUGCUAGGUGUCACCAACAGCAUGUCUAAUAUGACCAUUGGGGGGCCGCAGAUGUCAAAUCAAAUUCGUCACGAUCAGGCAUUUCCAGGUGGGUCUUCUGGACUUCCUAAUCUGCCUGCUCCUCACAUGAUGUACAUGCAGUACAAUCAGUCGAAUCCGCAGACACCAACCCUCGGGAACAGUCCAACAUUUUUUGGCAGUGCUAUAAACGGAAUCCAGAAUAUGGGCCUCGCUCCAGGCAGUGGUAUGCAGAACUACCCUCCAUCGCGUGCUCCCUUCUACAACGCUCAGCCACAACCCACCAAUCCAACUUCCUUCAAUAACAUGCCCCAAAGACGGAUGAUGGAGGAUGGUGGUGUCAGAAUUCCUGGAAUCGAUUCCGAACAAUCGAAACUCACCCAUUACAAAUUUGCCACAUUCUGGCGGCAUGUUGUAGAGUGUUCGUACAAGACAGUCCGAUCGAGAUUCAUACAACAGAAGCUUGAACGCGCAUCAGUCAAAGAAAAACAGCUGCUUUUUGAAGAAGUUCUUGCUAACGCUCAUGCGCUUAUGGUUGAUGUCUUCGGGAACUACGUCAUACAGAAAUUCUUCGAGUUCGGUACGCCUGAGCAAAAAGCAGCAUUGGGCCGUUCGCUUAAAGGAAACGUUAUGAAUUUGGCACUGCAAAUGUAUGGGUGUCGUGUAAUUCAAAAAGCAAUGGAGUCGAUUGAUGAAUCGCUACAACUAGAAAUCCUACGGGAGAUGGAGGGCCACGUUUUGAAGUGUGUUAAAGACCAAAAUGGCAAUCAUGUGGUUCAAAAAGUAAUCGAGAAAGUCAAACCGGAACGUCUUCAGUUUAUAAUUAACACAUUCACUAAGAAUGGUCCAGACACGAUUACUCAACUGUCGAUGCAUCCCUAUGGCUGCAGAGUAAUACAAAGAGUGCUGGAACAUUGUUCGGAAGAGCAGAAGCGACCGGUACUGGAGGCACUCCAUGCGAAUAUGAGCACUUUAAUAGUCGACCAGUACGGAAAUUAUGUCGUGCAGCAUGUGAUUGAACAUGGAAGCAAUCAAGAUCGUGAUCGUAUAGUCGCCGGCAACGUGUUGCGGUACGCUCAGCAUAAAUUUGCGUCCAAUGUGAUCGAGAAGUGUUUGAUUUGUGCAGGAGGACAUCAUAAGACGCUACUGAUAGAUGAAGUUUGUGGAACACCGAAUGAUCCACAACCUCCGAUUCUGUUGAUGAUGAAAGAUCAGUUUGCGAACUACGUCGUGCAGAAAAUGUUAGAUAUAGCAGAUCCAGUGUAUCGUAAAAAGAUGAUGUAUGCAAUCAAGCCACACAUACCGGUACUGAGAAAGUAUAGUUAUGGAAAGCACAUAAUCACCAAGUUGGAGAAGUACUUCCAAAAGCAGCAGUACAAUCAUGCACAACACCAGCAUCCUCAGUACGACAUGUCUGGAAUGCAAGUUGCCAAUGUGAAUCCCGCAGUGAUGUAG